CUUGUUAUCGUACUUAUACUCGUUUUCUCUGUUUUGUUUUUUUUUAAAUAAGUUUUGGAUCUUGCUUUUCAUUAUUUCUUCUUCCUAAUAGCUUCAUUAUCUAACACUUUUCUGUUAACCCUUUGAUUUUAUUCCUUAGGGUUUGUGAUUAUUUAUUCAUUCUUGGCUACUACUUCUUGAAUUUGCUUUAUUGUAAGAUGUUCCUUACUCCUCCAAAGUUAAAAUCCUCUAACUUAACACCUAAGUUUGAACCUUUUUAUUUAUUUAUUUAAUUAUUUGUUUGUUUGUGUUUUCUCAGUUUCAAAACAAAGUAUUCUGUUCUAGCUUAAAGUUUUUAGUUAUCAGAUUAGAAAACUUGGUCUUUGGUUUAUUCUCAAAUUCUAUUACCAUUUUUUAACUCUUGUUUCAUAUAUAUAUAGAGACAUUUUAUUUAGAGCUUAUACUAAUAUUUCUUUUGGUCCUUGCCUUUGUGUUCUAUUGCUUAUUGAGAGAUAGCUAUCUUCAAAAAUCAGUCUUCAACUCCCUUAUAUGAAGCCGAAUUCGCUAGUAAUCCCCAGUCACUCAUACGGCCUUGUACACGCUAUUAAAAAUGUUGUACUUUGUUGAUUCGAUAACGACAAAAAUGAAAUUGUCAAGUUUCGGCUUGAUGUUUAUGAAUAUGGUUUGGCUUCUUUUAGUACUUUUUUGUGUUCAAGGAAUAACUUCAGAAGGGAUCAGUUCAAGAAAUGAAGUAGUGAAAGUUGGAGCUAUAUUUUCACUUAGUUCUGUGAAUGGGAAAGUUUCUAAGAUUGCCAUUGAAGCUGCUGAGAAAGAUGUGAAUUCUGAUCCAAGUGUUCUUGGUGGAAGAAAGCUAUCUAUUUCAAUCCAUGAUGCAAAUUAUAGUGGAUUUCUUGGUAUCACAGGAGCAAUGAAGUACAUGGUGUCUGACACAGUUGCAAUCCUCGGUCCAGAAGAUUCUACAAUGGCUCAUAUUCUUUCCCAUCUUUCUAAUGAACUCCAUAUCCCAUUACUCUCAUUUACAGCAUUAGAUCCAACACUUUCAUCAUUGCAAUAUCCAUACUUCAUUCAAACAGCUCCAAAUGAUCAGUUCCAAAUGACUGCAAUUGCUGAUAUAAUUCAUUAUUACGGUUGGCAUGAUGUCGUCGUAGUUUUCACCGACGACGAUCAAUGUCGAAACAGUAUGAUUGAUUUAGGUGAUAAACUUGAACAGAGAAGCUUGAAAAUUUCCUCUAAAGUCCCACUUCCUCCUUUCCCAACAGCAACAAGAACUCAAGUUCAAGAUGCAUUGGUAAAGAUCAAAAUGAUGGAAUCUCGAGUAAUUGUAUUGUACACUUUUUCGAAAACUGGUUUCUUGGUUUUCGAAGUCGCUCGAAGCCUUAAAAUGAUGGAACCUGGUUAUGUUUGGAUAACUUCUAGUUGGCUAUCAACAGAAAUAGAUUCUACUUCAUCACUUCCUUUGGACAUUGCCAACUCUAUCCAAGGGGUUCUUACACUUCGUCUACACACACCCGAUUCGAAAAGUAAGCGAUCUUUUAUAUCGAGAUGGAACGAGUUGAGUAACAACUCGUCAAUUAGGUUGAAUACAUAUGGCUUAUAUGCUUAUGAUACUGUUUGGAUGAUUGCAAGAGGAGUGAAAAAGUUAUUGGAUCAAAAUGGGACUAUCUCAUUCUCUAAAGAUACAAAAAGUGCUGGUAGUCUUAUUGGAGACACCUUGGAUUUUAGUUCACUAAGAAUCUUUAAUGAAGGAAAUGAUUUGCUCGACAGUUUAUUGAAUAUAAGUAUGAUUGGUUUAACAGGGCCUAUUCAGUUUCAGGAUAAAUCCCCUGUCCGACCUUCAUAUGAUAUCCUAAAUGUUGUGAAAUCUGACAUGAAGAGAAUUGGAUAUUGGUCUAACUAUUCCGGUUUAUCUGUUGUGGCACCUGAAACGUUGUAUCAAAAAUCAAUUAACCGUUCUAUGUCAACCGACAAGUUAAAUAGCACAAUGUGGCCUGGGGGAUUGAAAACAAAGCCUCGGGGUUGGGUUCUUCCACUAGAUGGAAGACAGUUACGAAUUGGCGUUCCACGAAGAGUUAGUUAUCAGGAGUUUGUGAUGCCGGGGAAUGGUAAUGGAACAAUCAAAGGAUAUUGUAUUGAUGUGUUUACUGCUGCUAUCAAUUUGCUUCCAUAUGCAGUUAAAUAUGAGUUCGUUUUGUUUGGAGAUGGUGAGGAGAAUCCUAGCUAUCUUGAGCUUGUAAAUAAGGUUGCAUCGAAAGAAUUUGAUGCUGCUGUUGGUGAUAUUGCAAUUGUGACUAGUCGGACAAAGAUCGUCGAUUUUACGCAGCCUUAUAUCGACUCAGGGCUUGUAGUUUUGACCCCUGUGAAGAAGGUGAAUUCAAGUCCUUUGGCAUUCCUUCGCCCAUUCUCACCAAUGAUGUGGGCUGUCACAGCAACAUUUUUCUUCCUCAUUGGAUUAGUUGUGUGGAUACUUGAACAUCGGAAAAAUGAUGAAUUUCGAGGACAUCCCAGGACGCAAAUUGUCACAAUUCUCUGGUUUGGCUUCUCAACUAUGUUUUUUGCACAAAGAGAAAAUGUGGUGAGCACGCUCGGUCGUUUCGUGAUUGUCGUGUGGCUUUUUGUGGUUCUAAUUAUCACCUCCAGCUACACCGCUAACCUCACAUCCAUAUUCACAGUACAACUAGCCACCUCCCCUAUUACAGGAAUCGAUUCAUUGAUAUCUAGCAAUGUUCGUAUAGGAUUCCAAGUUGGUUCGUUUGCUGAAACUUAUCUAAGCGAGCAACUUAAUGUCCAAAAAUCUAGGCUCAUUGCUCUUGGAUCCCCAGAAGAGUAUGCUGCCGCUCUCAAGAACGGAACCGUCGGCGCUAUUGUCGAUGAGCAGCCAUACAUCGAUCUCUUUCUCACCGAGUAUUGCGAUUAUUCAAUACAGGGUCAACAGUUCACCAAAAGUGGAUGGGGAUUCGCAUUUCCACGAGAUUCUCCGUUGGCGGUAGAUUUAUCGACGGCCAUACUCACUCUAUCGGAAAAUGGGCAGCUUCAAAAGAUUCACAACAAGUGGUUCUCAAGAAAAUCUUGCAGUUCAGGAGAUUCGGAUUCCGAACAACUUCACUUGCAGAGCUUCAUUGGAUUGUUCUCCAUUUGUGCCGGUGUCUGUUUAUUCGCUCUUUUGCUCCAUUUUCUCGCCACAAUGUGCCAAUUCAACCGCCAUUUGAAGCAAGAUCCAGAAGCUUCAACCACCAGCGCGGACGCGGGUCCCGGUGCUACGCCGCUCCAAAAGUUCUUGAAGUAUGCAGAUAAGAAGAAGGAAAGAAGGACGAGCUAUUCGAAGAGGAAGGUGGAAGAUGCAUUGUCGAGUGUUCGUUAAAGUCGAGUUUCCAAUUUGCGAUAAAUACUUUUUGUAUCUGAAUUACGAAUAAAAAGGCAUUCUUUUCCCACUUACAAAUGUAAUUAAACUUGAAAUAAGCAAAUUUCAUGUACAAAAUGCGUACAUAUAUAACGGCUAUUCGGAGCAUGAAGUCCAAUUUUGAACAUAGACGAGUCUUUUUAACGUU
Molecule: messenger RNA, 3545 nt
Organism: Cucumis melo (muskmelon)
Lineage: Eukaryota; Viridiplantae; Streptophyta; Magnoliopsida; Cucurbitales; Cucurbitaceae
Product: glutamate receptor 3.2
Exons: 6
Coding region: 590-3358 (922 amino acids)
Cellular component (GO): plasma membrane
Molecular function (GO): glutamate-gated receptor activity
Source: RefSeq, a predicted model, not a curated record